Anoplophora glabripennis (Asian longhorned beetle) is the source of this 797-nucleotide messenger RNA. It is a transcript of the gene Rrp40, whose product is annotated as exosome complex component RRP40. The record is from RefSeq and is a predicted model, not a curated record. Gene Ontology annotation, molecular function: RNA binding. The transcript has a single exon. Gene Ontology annotation, cellular component: nuclear exosome (RNase complex); cytoplasmic exosome (RNase complex). Gene Ontology annotation, biological process: TRAMP-dependent tRNA surveillance pathway; U4 snRNA 3'-end processing; CUT catabolic process. Lineage: Eukaryota; Metazoa; Arthropoda; Insecta; Coleoptera; Cerambycidae. The coding region runs from base 36 to 728 and encodes 230 amino acids.
GAUGUCAUCGUUUCAUUAUGUUUAAAUAGAUUAAAAUGACUUCAAAUUUAUCUGAUUUAGUUUUACCAGGAGAUAUAAUAAGUGAUAUAAAAUCUAUUAGAGGAGUUACAGUCAUAGGACCAGGUUUAAGACAAAAUGAAGAAAAGCCCAACACAUUAUGUGUAAGUCAAGCUGGUAAACUGUGUUUUAAGGAACCUAAUAUGUAUUGGAUUGAGGGUAAAAGACAUCGUUAUAUUCCCAAAAAAGGGGAUUUGGUAGUUGGUGUAGUAGUUAAAAAAAUGGGAGAUACUUUGAAGGUAGAUAUUGGCAGUGCAGAAUAUGCUUCCUUGUCAAUGUUAGCAUUUGAAGGGGCUACAAAAAAACAGAAACCAGAUGUACAAGUUGGAAAUGUUGUUUAUGCAAAAUUAUUGAAUGCUCACCGUGAAAUGGAACCAGAAUUAGUUUGUAUCGACUCGUACUUUAAAGCUGGAAAGUUGGGAAUUUUACCAAAUGAUGGAUUUUUAAUUAAUAUAAGUUUAAACCUGGUACAAAGAUUGUUAAAUAUUAAUAAUCCUUUAUUAAGGACAAUGGGGAAAAAAAUACCCUAUGAGAUAGUUUUGGGUGUCAAUGGGAAAAUGUGGUUAAAUGCAAAAAAACCAAAAGACAUUAUUUCUUUAAUAGGAUGUUUUGAAAUGGCUGAAACACAAACUGAUCAAGCUAUUUCCGAUGUUUGUAAACAAAUCAAAUAAUUACGUAGGUACCUACUAAGAAAUAAAUUGAUUUUGUCAUAAUUUGUACUUUUUUGUGCAAUAUAAAAA